AUGUCCCUCUCCGCCUACCGCCUCCUCUCCUUCGAUGUCUACGGCACUCUCGUCGACUGGGAAGGCGGCAUCCUCGCAGCCCUCCAGCCUCUCCUGAACAAAUCCACCGAGAAAUACUCUCGCCAGCAUCUGCUUACCGUCUAUCAUGAGCUCGAAAGAGAACAGCAGACCCAAACACCCGAUAUGCCCUAUUCGCAGCUCUUAGCGACGAUUUACGCCCCCUUCGCUGCACGCCUUUCCCUCCCCGCACCAUCCGAAGAAGAAUCGCAAGAAUUCGGAAACUCGGUUGGAAAGUGGCCUGCGUUUCCGGAUACGAUUGAUGCACUGAAGAGAUUGGCAAAACAAUAUAAACUUGUCGUUCUAUCGAAUGUGGAUAGAGGGUCGUUCGCAAAGACGAAUGCGGGGAGUCUGCAAGGCUUCCCAUUCGAUCUGAUCAUCACGGCGCAGGAUGUGGGGUCGUAUAAGCCGGAUCUGCGCAACUUUGAGUAUAUGCUUGGAUCUGUCAAGGACAAGUUUGGUGUCACUCCAGAGCAGGUGCUGCAGACUGCGCAGAGCCAGUUUCACGAUCAUCAUCCGGCGAAGAAGAUGGGACUCAAGUCAGUGUGGAUUGUGAGGCCGGGUGCGACGAUGGGCAAUUUGGAGGAUAAUAUCUACGAUUGGAAGUUUGAUACUCUAGGGGAGAUGGCGGAUGCGUUGGAGAGAGGACAGUAG
This is a messenger RNA of Aspergillus wentii DTO 134E9, 711 nucleotides long. Its product is annotated as putative haloalkanoic acid dehalogenase. Lineage: Eukaryota; Fungi; Ascomycota; Eurotiomycetes; Eurotiales; Aspergillaceae. The record is from RefSeq and is a predicted model, not a curated record. Bases 1 to 711 code for a protein of 236 amino acids. The transcript has a single exon.